This is a messenger RNA of Ambispora leptoticha, 603 nucleotides long. The record is from the annotation of a GenBank genome assembly. Lineage: Eukaryota; Fungi; Glomeromycota; Glomeromycetes; Archaeosporales; Ambisporaceae.
AUGUAUAAAAAUCAAAUAACGCUACAAACCCCGACGCUGCUAUCGAUCCCGAAUUCUUCAAUGACGGAUUCUUUUCUGCCAACCACGAAUGCUUCGAUGACGGAUUCUUUAUUGUCAGCAUCAAAUUCGUCGACGGUUGUCGAAUCAAUACAUCCUGGCGAAUGCCAUCAGGUGACGGAUGAUGGUAAGCCCAACAUCGUAAAGAACAAAAUAUCAAAAUGGCGUAAGGGAACUAUUGCGAUUCCAAAUGUUACCACGAGAAAACGUUCAACGCGUCGAAAAUGGGCGGUGAACUCUGGUGCAUCAAAGUCAUUGCAUAAGAAAGCAUACGAAGAAUUGAAUCGUCAGAUAAAUUUCUAUAACGACCAAUUCAUUCGUAAGAUGCGAUGUGUUGAAUCAAUGCCAAUUGAACAGCAAUCGAAAUGGUUACGAAAUUCUGCUUUACUUUCAGAAUCGAAAAAAAGCGACGAACUCGAUCAAGAUAUUGAAGAAUUGAUGGCAAGAAUGUCCGGCAAUUCCAUGGAAGUGGACGAUUAUUCUGUUGUCUAUAAAUAUCAAUUGGAAUGCGUCGCUGAACAAGAAUUUUUUGUUGGCAUCCGAUGA